GCCUGCAGUUUUGAGCGGAACCUGUUGGCAUUGUAUUUGAGCUGCUUGUAUUUUUGCGCGCUUUAAGAGGGAUUUACGGUUGUUUUCAGGUUAUAUGAAGGGACAAGUGGAGUGAGAGUUCAGGAGAAACACCAAAAGAAAGACUCCAUCUGUGUCAGGCUGGUGGGAAUGAGAUAAGCUCUUCCAGGUUGGUUGGUUGGUUGGUUGGUUGGUGAUGGAGUGGAGAGAGCAGACGGUGGUCGGGUGUGAGGUGGCGUUCAGCGAGGCACAGCGAUGGGUGGAGGAAGUGACCAAGAAGAAAUUCGGGAGCAGUAACUUUAGAUCUGCCCUGGAGAAUGGAGUCUUGUUGUGCGACCUGCUCAACAAACUCAAGCCUGGGAUCAUCAAGCGGGUGAACAGACUUUCUACCCCCAUCGCUGGCUUAGAUAACGUGAACGUGUUUCUGAAGGCCUGUGGGAAACUCGGGCUGAACGACGCACAGCUCUUCCACCCCGGAGACUUGCAGGACGUGUCCACCCGUGUUACCGUCAGGCAUCAAGAGACAUCCAGGCGACUGAAAAAUGUUCUGAUCACGAUAUACUGGCUGGGAAGGAAAGCUCAGGCUGACCCAUCCUACCACGGACCACAGCUCAACUUUAAAGCUUUCGAAGGUCUGCUGGGCGUCGCCUUAUCCAAAGCUCUCGAAGAGGCAUCGUGCUCCAAAUCCAGUGUAAGGGACAGUGGUUUUGCAGAAACCUGGUACCCUGAUCAGGCAGUGCCAAACUACAGGAGGGAGGAUUCAGUGGAGAGCCAGGACUCGGUGGAGUCACACACGUUGAGCGUGACGACGGACAAUACACUAAUAACGGGUAGUGAAGGGUUCGGGAGCGACGCAGAGGCAGAGCAUUGCUUUAGGAUGACCGAACCUCCAUCUGCACCCGAUAGAGAGAGACGAAACGUCCCGGCUGCGCUGAGGAAGAAAAGAUUUCAGCAGCAUGAAGAAGGUGGCAGGGGUCGCAUCAGCCAACUCCAGAGAGUUCCUACAGGACACUCUUCCUGUGUCGGGAGCAAGUCCAUGAAUGACAUCACCUCAAAGCCUGUAGCACAGGAGUCGUUUCAUCCUUUGAAAAGUUGCCCCAGUAAAGCUACUACAGCUUCCCUGCGGCAGGAGCAGAUGUGGCACGAUCAGGCCAAGCUGCGGGAGAGCGAGGCCAAGUGGCAGGAGGACUUGAGCAAGUGGAAGACUCGAAGGCGGAGUGUGAACUCUGACCUGCACAGGAAGAAAGAGGAGCGAGAACAACUUGGGCUCCUCACCAGUGGGAUUGUCCAAGUUGAAGAGGAGCAGGAGCAAAGUUUUUGUAGGAGCAGCCUACAGAAGGAGCCUAAUUUGGCCUCCAUAGCUACAAAUAAGGCCUUUGCUCCUUCUCCAUUGACCUCCAGUGACUGCAACAUGCCUGCACCUAUAAACUCAACUGGACCGGUUUGUGUACGCAGAGGUGGUUCUUAUAACGGUACGAGUGAAACAAGUCCUCACACACCACCUGUAGUGAGCACAGCAUCCGAUUGCGUGCAGAGCUCCUCAUCCCCCUCCCCGCCAGGCUUGGCUCCAGCACCUGUCCAGCGUGCCAAGUCUCUAGAAAGUGCUUUUUCAGGUACGCCACAGAUGUCUGCCGCACUGCCCAGAGGUUUCCGCAGGUCAGAGGCCACCUCACGGCUCUCUGCAGGAGUCACACCAAAACCUUUCAGCACGUCCAGGAGGUCCACGCAGCCCAGAUUCUACUCUAUGGACGACUCCUAUAAUGGCCAACGAGAGCGAGACCAGCUUCCUGCAUCUGUCCCUCACCGAGGAAUUGACACCACUCCUGAUUACAAAGAUGACGCUCAUCUUCGUAGUACACGUGCAGCCACCCAGUGGAGGAAGGAGGAGGGAGUGAGGGGAAAGCGGAUGGACUCGGCUCCUAGCGUUCAUUCCUUCAUGUCUGCUAGCGUCCUGAUGCCUGAUAAAGCAGUGUCUGCGAGCAGGGAGGACAAGGUGGAUCACUGUGACAUGCGAGUCAGUCUGAAUCAGACGCCCAACAGCGGCACGGACUUCGGCUUUCAGGCUCACUGGGAUUCGGCUGGCACUCGUAUCAUAUCCGUCCAACCAGGCAGCUCAGCUCAGCUGUGCCACUUGCAAGCAGGCGAUGAGAUUGUGGCUUUGGGUGGACAGCGAGUGGCCGAAAUGAGCUACGAACAAUGGAAGGCCAAUAUGGAUGCUGCUCUGCGAGAGGGCAAGCUUCUGAUGGACAUCCGACGUCUCAGCCUUAACGGUCAUGCAGAUCACCACACCUCCAUCAGUACCACCUCCAGCCUGCCUAUGGAGAGCAAGACUAAAGCGCAGGUCAAUGGCCAUCCUGUUAAUGGUUUGCCAUUGAAAGCAACCGAUAGGAGUGUCAUGGACGGUCCCGUCCCAACAAAAAACAAAGGAGGCUCAGAGUCGGCGAUAUCAGACCUGCAGGUUCCCUCUAUUGGUGCGUCGUCCUCACGCUGGUGCUGGAACACUGAGGAGGAAAGGAGGAGACAAGAGAAAUGGCAGAUGGAGCAGGAGCACCUCCUGCAGGAGAAGUACAGGCGUGAUCAAGAGAGACUAGAAGAAGCAUGGAGACGAGAUCAGCAGGAAGCAGCAUUAGAAGAAACCAGCAGCCCUGAGAAUCGGGACGUGGCCCCUCUGCCCAGUGGAAACAUUGUGCAUUAUACUCCAGUCUCUUUCCUCCACCGAUCAAAUUCCUCAUCUCUUGUGGCACCGACUCGGCAAGCCCAAGAGGUGGCACUCCUCCAGAACAAACAAGUCCAAAUAGCAGCUGGUCAUCCGACCAAGGAGGAGCAUGAUUCCUCAAAGACAAGUCAAUGGAAGAAGUCCAUAUCCACUCCUUCACUUGAUGGAAGCCACAAGCAAGAUUCCAGAGUGGGCGUUAAGAAGGACCGCCUGUCUCGGGCUGAACAGGAGCGGCUACAGAUCCUGGAGGAGAUGAGGAAGAAGACUCCAGUCCUCACUGACAGCAGCUGGAUUCGCCAGCGCAGCACCUGUACCAUCCACAAGGAGCCCAUCAAUGUGACACCACUGAGAAGGUUCGUCUCAUGGUCAUGCGACACUCCGGAGAAACUUCAUACGUUGUCAUCAAACUUGAAACACGAGUCUCUGGACAACGUCCACACGAUCAGCAGCUCCUCAUCGAAACAGUUCUCCAGCUCAUCUCAGCCCCUCUCCAGCCUGAGCAGCAUCACUCCUUACCGAGGAUACUCAGGCCGCUGCAGCCUGGGCCCUGGAGCUGCCAUUUUCUCCAACGCUUUAAGGCAGAGCUCCUGGUCUCAGUCUCCCAUGUCCCCUGUAUCUGAUGCUGAGGAGGCGUAUAACCGUUCACAGCAGCCUGACAGUGUGUCAGCUGCAGGACUAGGCUCAGGACACACCCAGAGUCUGGCGCUCAGGUGCGAGUCAGACACAGACAGCUCUUCUGCAACACCUGCUACAACAGAGUCCAAGUCAGUACCAGCAUUCCCAAGUGACCACAGUGCAUGACUGACUGCACAUCGGGGAGAAGACUUUCCCUGGAGAUGAUUCAGACGACGACCACAAACUCGGCAUAAUUUCAGAUGGGAUUAAGCUACUGCUUAACCUUCCACUUCGGUCACAGAUUUAAUGUUGUGUGGAUUUGUACAGGUCGUCAGUAUGUAGUUUCUGCAUGUGGUGUCAUUAAUUUUUUUUUUUUUUGGUUUUUUAUUUCUGUUUAAUAAAGUGAAAUUGCUGAACUAAAACACUGUUUUCAUCCUUGUCCUGCUAAUCUGGACUGAAGAACUGAAACGAGCUGACUCUUUUUAAAUUGGACAUGUUUUUCUUGUAUCAUUCCCUUCUCUUCAUUCCAGCUUUCAGCAGCACAGGUUUUUGUUUCACAGAUUUAAUAUAUAAUGCGUAUGUGUACAUUUCACAGAUACAAGUGCAUGAUGUCAGCACUUGAUCUUGUAAUGCACAAGUUUUUUUUUCUUGCUUUUUUUUUUUGAAAAGUGUUUUUAGAGAAAUCCCAAUGAUCUUUCCUAAUGCUGUAAAUAAAAGGAUCUACGAUACA
This is a messenger RNA of Neoarius graeffei (lesser salmon catfish), 4079 nucleotides long. It is a transcript of the gene lmo7b, whose product is annotated as LIM domain 7b. The transcript has 27 exons. Bases 215 to 3535 code for a protein of 1106 amino acids. Lineage: Eukaryota; Metazoa; Chordata; Actinopteri; Siluriformes; Ariidae. Gene Ontology annotation, molecular function: protein binding. Gene Ontology annotation, biological process: regulation of signaling; regulation of cell adhesion. The record is from RefSeq and is a predicted model, not a curated record.